Molecule: messenger RNA, 3300 nt
Organism: Vidua chalybeata
Lineage: Eukaryota; Metazoa; Chordata; Aves; Passeriformes; Viduidae
Gene: CCDC86
Product: coiled-coil domain containing 86
Exons: 5
Coding region: 2081-3205 (374 amino acids)
Cellular component (GO): nucleolus; membrane
Source: RefSeq, a predicted model, not a curated record
CUGCUGGUGGGAGGGAAUUUGGGAGGGUCUCAUUGAUCCCCCCCUGAGCAUCCAGUCAGGUUUCCCCCAUCCAAAACUUGUCCUAGAAAAUAGGAAAAUGAAGAUUAAAAUCCAAGGAAUGUGUUGUAUAUAUCUACAAAGCCAAAAAUUCCUGCAAAGAAAAGGUUGGAAAGCUCCACCACCCGGCCCUGCAGCUUCCCGGCAUCUGCUUCAAAGUUUCACCUCCUCUGGAAUCCGCUUCCAAAACAAAUCCUGACAUCCUACCUUGGGCUCCUGCCAUCCCCAGCUGGACCUGGGUUUAUUUAGGAAGGGGGAAAGUGCUUUUUUCACUCGCUCAGAAAGUGGGGUUUUGGGGGCUUGGGGCAGUCACGGCUGUUCUUGCCUGCAAGGCUGGAACUUCAGGAAUGCUGUAGGAAUCUGGAAAGGCGGAUUUGGGAGGAAAUCCACCGUGUAGGGUGGUUUUGGCUGGGAAUGUGAGCCAUGGAUAAUGGUGGAGGAUACCCUGGCUGCCUAAAGGCUAAAGAGGGGAUCCCAGAAUUUCCAUGGAGGCUCAAGUGUUCCUUUCUGGGGCUGGAACGAGAUCCCUGGGAUUGUUACGAUUGGAGUGUUGAGAGGGAUGAGGCACCAGCAGGAAUUAAAGGCUCUGAGGCAUCAGGAAUGUGAUGAAGAGGCUGAAUCUCAUCCAUGUCCAUGUUUUUCCUGGAAAGCCGUGCUGCCAGAUGCAGCCCUUUACAAGGCCAAGUGCAUGCUUUCAUCAGGGAUGCGGGAUGGAGGAAGGUCAUGGGUGGGAUGGAGGAAUGCCAUUGGAGCUGGGGUGGAGACGUGAGUUGCUGCUCUUUGCUCUCCAGGUCUGUUCUUCCAGAUCUUUUUUGGGAUAUGAUUUGGGCUGGUUUAGAGGGGGUGUCCCGUUCCCUGGUGUGUGGGAGCAUGGGAAGGGCACAGAAUCCUGAAAUGGUUUGGGACAGAAGAAGCCUUAAGGAUCACCCAGUUCCACCCCCCCUGCCAUCGGCAGGGACACCUCCCACUAGCCCAGGUUGUUCCAAGCCAGCUCCAGGGCUGGAAGCCACUCCUGAGCUCUGGAAGUGCGGCGCUUCCAAACGCGGCCUCUCGGCUCCCUCUAGAGCCAGAGAGAAGGAAAAAACUUCCAGAAGUUGCUCCACCUGCUCCUAAAAUCGUCAGCUGGAGGGUCCCGUCCUUUCCCAGGCAGAGAGCGAGGUGUUGGGGUGAUGCCAGAAUCCUGGACCUAAAAAUUCCCAUUCCACCAAGAAAUUCCUACCUUGUACACAUCAGACAUCCAGGAAACCUGGGGAGGUCCUUCAGGUCGGCAUGGGGUAUCCCAAUGCUCCUGGAGAAAAGGACAUGGCUGUUUUCUGGGAGGAAGGAGGGAUGGAGGCAGGAAGGGGCCUCUGAAUCCCCCAGGAUCCCCUCGCCAUGUGUGGUGGCUCCAUUCCCAGCCUGAGCUCCCAUUUCCCAUCAUAAAUAACAGCAUCUCCUUUCCCUCUGGCUCCCGACGGAGAUGGCCAGGGAUCCCUGAAUCCCUUCUGUGUGUCCUCACUGAGGACAAAUCCACAGGGAGGGAGAAUUCCCAGAAAUGGCAAUAAAGGAGCUUCCUUGAUAACAGGGCUUAUAAAGUUUCCUGUCUCAGUGUGGGAUUUUCCUGGCAAGUGAGCAGGGUUAGGUUAUGAACACCUCGUUAGGUACCAAGCUAAUUACAAGAGUGUUUCCCAAGCAAAGCAUCCACAAUUUGGGAUGGAAAGGGGGUCUUGGAGCAUCCCAAGGGAAAAGCAUCCAACCCUUCCCAAGGCCACAGAGCCCAGGGAGGGCUUCCCUGUCCCUCCCUCCCUCUUCCUAUGCAGGAUUUUGGGAGCCUCCGUUGGCAAAGCCGCCUUGUUGAGCAAGAGGGCCCUGACGAGAAUUCCAUGAGCGAGCUUCCCGCAGGGAGCAAAGGGCAGCGGGAGUGUGUCCCUGCCAGGCCAGCACCUCCCGGGGAUUUCGGACAGCAAAGAGACCGUGGUGAGGAGGAAGAGGAGGAGGAAGGCAUCUGGGAAUUCCUUCAGCUUCUUGGGCUCGUUCCCAGGCCAUGGCAGCCACCACGGUGACCGACGCCGGCAGCGUGAGGAUCAUCACGGAGGUGAUCCCGGCCACGGAUCCCCGGGCGGCCCAGCUGGCCUCAGGCUCCCAGGCACCUGCCAGGACCUCGUUCCAAACACAAAGCUUCCGGAGGGCUCAUCCCAAGACCAUCCACAUCUUCACUGGAAUUGUCCACAUCUGCUUUGGGAUCAUCUUGACACUGUCGGAGCACAGGAACCCUUCCCUCCCUGUGGCCAGCGGGAUCCUCUUCUGGCUGGGGAUCCUGCUCCUGGUCUCGGGCUCGUUGCUGGUGGAAAGUGAAAGGAGAGACAGCCCUGUGCUGGUCAAGACCUGCUGUGUGGUCAAUGUGGGCGUUGUCCUGGGCACGCUGGUGGCCACCGGGAUCCAUGGCACGGCCAUCACCCGGAUCAUGCCCGGCUGCGAGAAGCCCGAGCCCUUCCAGACCCGCCCGGAAUGGUGCCUCAACAUGGAGAGCAAGAUGCUGAGCAACGCGCUGGAUUCCACCUUGGUGCUCCUCGGCCUCCUGGAAUUCUGCGUGGCCGUGGCGGUUCUGGCGUUCGGAUACGACACGGUCCGGCAGCACACAUACACGCAGCUGGUGAGGGAGGCGGGACCCACGGGAAUCCCUGGAAAUCCCUGGAAUGCUCAUCCACCCCGUCCUUCUUCCGAAGAGCCGCCCCAAUCCGGGCGUUCCCGUGUCCCUCGCAGAGAUUUCCCUGGAUUUCCCUGUUUUUGCUUUCCCAGGCGCUGUAGCCACGGCCAAGCCCCGCACGUGGUGCCGCAUCCCGAGGGGGGGUCCCCGCUACUGGAGCCCCCUGGGAUGCCCUCAGCGUGUUCGGCCCCCAAUAAAGGCCUCUCCCCCAGCCCAGCCCGCGCGUGUCUCCGGGGGUUACUCGGGGUACGGGGGGCCUCGCCCCGGGUGUGUUUGGGGGAGUUCGGGGGGUCCCGGUACCGGCGGCCACGGCGGUGGGCGGUGCUGCCCGGCACAAAGAUGGCCGCCUUACCCGGCACAAAGAUGGCGGUCCCCGCCGUGCGCGGAGGGCGUUGCCCAAUACAAAAAUGGCGGCCAGGGAGGCGCUCUGGCUUCGCGCUCCCGCGGGGAUCUACGAUGUGACGUCAUCGCUCUGCGACGCCGCGGGGCCGCGUGGAUCAUGGAGGGGGAGGACGGGGGGACCCCGGGAUCGGGACCGGGAGCGACCCCCGAGGGGC